AUGGUGGCGCACAUUUCUCGAAAACGUGAUCGUUCUGGUGGCCAGAGGCAAAGACUGCGACGCAUGGUGCAGGAAGAACAGCUGAACUGCCAGAGCGUUCUCUGUACUUGGUUGUUGUCAAUGUUUGCAUGGGGACACUUUAGCGUGCAACGAGUACAAAAGAUCAGUGCUUUGGUUAUGAAAGAUUUGAAGAGUGCUGAGACUUCUGAAACAAUCUGGAAUGACUUGGAGACAUUAUCCAAGUUAGGAACUGAAGGUCUGUACGCGAACAAGAUGCACACGGAGCUCAUGGGCAAAUGCAAAGGCUUGUCUAACCUACCGGAGCCUUACCCAGUGGAUAUCCAAUAUGCUCCGCCUUUGGGCAUGCAGAAACAGGAUGUUUUUCUUCCUCAUGAAGUCUUCAGCGCAAUUUAUCACAAGUAUCCACAAACUUGGCAAAAAACGAUGGUACCGUCGCAGGCUCACUUGGAAAGGUUCUGGACAGUCACCGAUGGCCAUCCAACCUUGGUGAAUUCCCCGCUGAAAGAAUGUCCUUCUUACAAAACGAAAGCUGUCCCUAUCCUGCUGCACGGGGACGGGGUUCCAAUCGUCGGAAUUGGAAAGGGAUGGUCCAAGAUUACUUUUGUGAUCUCCCGAGCUCAAGCCAUGGACGUGCUUUGCGACCGCGAUGAGUCCCCGUGGCACAAUUUUUACAAUGGCUGUCCACAGCAACGAAAGGAGGACCACAUGCAAGGGUUCCACGAACGCUCUCGCUUUCAGUGGGGAAGUUGGGAGAUCAAGACAAUGAAUGGCCUUGUGGUUCCUCGAUGGGAUCUUUGGAUGUCCAACCGUGGCAAAGCUCGAGACUUUUUCGAAAGUUGGCUACAUGUGCAGAUGCGAGACUCUCCAGGCUGCGACCUCACCUACCAAGUAUUGGUCUUCUUGGACCGGCUCUUCAUGGCAGGCUUGAAGCUACAUGGUGAAGACCACCGAGAUGUCUUUACAAAUCCUGAAGACUUCUUGGAGCGAAUGCUGCGACAUGAAGGGUACCAUGUCGAAGAUCAGAAAAUAUGGCUUGUUGACGAGAGCAGCGGCUGGUGGGAGGAGAAAAAGCCAUGUGGUGUAAAUUUGAAGGAAGCGUUUGACUUGUUGCACGAUGUGAACCUAAAAGACAUCAUGCAGCAGUGGGUUGAACCCAGUGCUCCUUCUUUGCAAUGGCAAUAA
Cladocopium goreaui is the source of this 1203-nucleotide messenger RNA. The record is from the annotation of a GenBank genome assembly. NCBI's taxonomy places the organism in Eukaryota, Dinophyceae, Suessiales, Symbiodiniaceae.